AUGACUCUAAAUAAUUCUUCCAAAUCUCGAACGAAAGUCAGCAAAAGAUCGAAAUUUAUUUCAAACAAAAAAGACCAUUCGUCCUCAUCAACGAAUUUUCAAUAUGCAGUCCAUCUGACUAAAAAAGCGUACGAAGAGCGCGAGCAAGCUUGUUCAUACAAGGAUUACCUUGCUCUCAUCACUCUCGCUGCUUUCAAUCGACAUGAGAUCAAGUAUCUCCAAAUUGACAAAUACAAAACCAACACGCAAAUUGAAAUGGAACUACUCAAACGUUGGAAUAAAUUACCAUUGGAAGAACGAAAUAAAUAUGAAAAUGAAGCUAUUGAUAACGAUGUCUUCCAUCAACUAGCAUACAUUCGAAUUGAUAAGAACGAACUCUAUGACCAUAAGCCAUCGUUGACACAUUGUUGGAGUAUACGUCAAGAACUCGAAUUGCAAUGGAAUGCAUUAGUCGAUGAAGAGAAAAUCGUUCAUAAGAGAGUGGUUACCAAUCGCGAUAUCGAGACAAAGAGACUCUUAUGA
Molecule: messenger RNA, 522 nt
Organism: Adineta ricciae
Lineage: Eukaryota; Metazoa; Rotifera; Eurotatoria; Adinetida; Adinetidae
Source: the annotation of a GenBank genome assembly